UCACUUUGCAAACUGUCACAAAAGUCAUGGUGGAUUUGGUUUGGUAACUAGAUUUUUUUUGUAUCGGACGUAAUAGCACGUUUACGUUCUAAAUGAUUAUUUCAACUCACAUUUAUUAAAUUAAUGACGAUAACAAAGGUUUCAUGAGUAUUAAGAGAAGCUGACAAAUUCAAAAUGAUUAACAUGCACGUCUUAAAACAGUCUACUAUUGUUCACCUAUGUUUUGCAAUAUCUUAUUUCACAUCGGGGUUAAUAUUAAGUUUGAUACAAGGCGUUUUAUACUGUGGUCUCAAGCCAUUCAAUAAGAGAUUGUACAGAAAAAUAAACUAUUAUCUUUCUUACUCAUUUUACUGUCAAUUAGUGUUUAUGGCAGAAUGGUGGUCAGGUACAACAAUGUCUGUCUAUGUUAAAAAGGACGAAUAUGAAAAAUUUUAUGGUAAAGAGCAUGGGUACCUCCUCAUGAAUCAUAGCUAUGAAAUAGAUUGGCUCAUGGGGUGGCAGUUUUGUGAUGGCAUCCAAGUUUUAGGGAAUUGCAAGGCAUAUGCGAAAAAAUCUAUUCAAUACCUACCUCCUAUUGGUUGGAUGUGGAAAUUUUCAGAGUUUGUAUUUCUAGAAAGAUCUUUUGAUAAGGACAAGGAAAUUAUAAAAAAGCAAAUAUCCGAAAUAUGUGAUUACCCAGAUCCUGUUUGGCUAUUAUUGACGCCCGAAGGCACAAGAUUUACGAAAAAGAAGCACGAAGCGUCGCUGAAUUUCGCGAAAGAGAAGAACCUUCCCCUUCUGAAACACCACUUGACCCCUCGCACCAGGGGUUUCACGACAAGCUUGCAAUUUUUCCGAGGAAAAAUUCCAGCUAUUUACAACAUACAAUUGGCUUUCGAAAAGGAGGCAAAGACGCCCCCUACACUAACCAGUUUACUGUUCGGGAAACCGGUGCACGCGCAUUUACUCAUCGAGAGAAUACCGGUCGAGACCGUGCCGCAUGAUGAAGCCGAGGCGGCUACUUGGUUACACGACCUCUUCGUCGUAAAAGAUAAAAUGCAAGAGUCGUUCAUGAACACCGGAGACUUCUUCCUGGAGUCCGGCGUGGAAAGGAUCGAGCCGUUCAAAGCGUCGCGCCGAGUGUAUUCGCUGAUCAACACCUUAGGGUGGGCGGUGGUGACUCUCACGCCGAUGCUUUACUAUUUGUUUGGUCUGUUGUUGAGCGGCAAACUUCUGUAUUUCUCCAUCGGUUGCGCUAUCCUUGCUGCGUUUUACAUGCUCCUCCAAAAAUCGAUUGGCAUGACCAAAAUCGUCCAAGGUUCUUCAUACGGAACCGAAAAAAAAUAAGGUACCUGUCUCAGUAUUGAACGAAUAUUCUACAUUUACUAGUAUUUGUACGUACAUUGUUUUUUUUAUGUUUAUUUACAUUUGGUGUGGAUCAUGUUUGUGUUUUUAAAAUUAUAUUAGAUAGUUUUAACUGGAAUUGUUUUCUAGUAACAAAAUUGAAUAAAUUAGUGUGCGGUAUUUGUGAAUAUUAUAUUUGCAAUAGAUGAAAUCCUAGUAAAGUAAUGGAAACUUGUUGUUGGUGUAAAAUUGUAAAUCCGUUGUUUUAAAAUAUUUUUAUAAAAAUCUAAAACUUAUGAAUAAAUAUCUUCUAAAACCAUUAGAUCCUAAAGAUAUAUUUUGACAUUUUAUACAAGAUAACUGUUGUUGUAAGGUGUACUGCAAUUGAAAUAAUUUAGUUGGAAGGAUUUAUUUAGAUGUUAAUUCAUAUGUUUUUUUGCUGCUGAGUACAAAUUUACGUUGAAGAUUAUUAUUAACUUGAUCGACCAACUUAUUAAGACAAAUAAAACAGUGUCAAAGUGUUAAAAACUUUCUAUCAUAAUGUAUAUCACCAUCUUAUAUGAAAAUCCAAAGUUUUUAAGACUUGAAUAAAUUGUCUUUUCUGCGUUAGGGCCGAUGCCGCAUGCCUCAGUUAUUUACCUUAAGACUUUUGCCAAAGUGGUAUUAUUGAAACCACCAUCACCAACUAAAGAACUGGAUGGUUACUUCUAAAUUCAAUAAAAUUUCCUAAAAACUUGCCCCAAUUUUGAAUAGAAAAUAAUCUUGCAAGCGGUAAAAAUCGGCCCCUAACGUAUACAUGUUAUAAAUUGGUUUGUUAUUCUUUGCACAAAAUAUUCCUUUCUGUUGAACUAAUAAAGUUAUUCACACAGCAUCUUGUUGAAUUAUAAAAGUUCUUUGUAAAUGUCAACAGUUUGUUUAUCAAAGUCAUUAAUUUAGUUGAAAUUGAUCAUACUGUAUUUCAACUGAAGGAUUUUUCUUUGAGCAAAAUGAAUGGCUUAAAUUAUGUGGCUAUUUCUAAAUCGAGACUGAAUAAAUCAGCACAAACGAGUUAUUUUUAAAUUUAUCUUUAACCAUGUUAUAAACUUAAUAUUCCUAAUAAUUUUGUAAUGUAAUGGUGAUGGUUUAUUUUACAUAGAAUUUAGUCAACACCAUACAAAAUAACAUAAGUACCUAACAAUUGUUGACGGUUACGAUUUUUUGUGUAGUAAAUCUAUGCCAAUACCCGCUGAUUUAUAAAAGUUAUAUGAUUGUGAUUUUUAACAUGAUUUAUUCAAGCACAAAUCGUAAUGAUAGUUUUGCAAGCUUUUUAUUUAUAAGCGUUACAAUUUUGAGAAACUUUUGGUUAAUGUUAUAGGAAACAUUAUAAGAUUUGUUUAUUGAAAUUUUAUAACUGCCUAUGUAUGUUAUUAAUUAUAUUACUUGACUUGAUAACUAUUGUACAGACUUAAAAUGGUUUGUAGCUAUUUAUGAAUUUAUACUCAAAACUAUUAAGAUGCGCAUGAUUUUCAAGUCUUGAUAAUAUAUUUUAUACUUGCAUGUACACAGUACAUGCGUUUGUACAAUGUAAGCUUGAUUAUGACGUGCAUCUUGUUGUUUAUUUUCUAGGUAUUGUAAUCCAUUAACAUUUAACAAAGAUUCCAUAGUUUUGAUAAUUCAUGUUACAUUCAUCAUUUGUUUUCCAACACACUAACCCUUAAACGCGGCGUCACUUUCACGUUUUAAAAGAUUCAUGGAGCAUCCUUAUUACUCCCAGGACAAAAGUGGCCUAUGUUACUCGAUAACUUCAUAUUCCGUGCAGCAUUCAAUCAGUGGUAUAAUUUUCAAAGUUGGAUGUAUAAGAUUACAUUUUUUUACCUCUAUUAUUGUAAAUUUAAGUAGAUUAAUACUAAAAUAUUUUUAAAAUUGACAAAACAAAAAUAUUUUGAUGUUUGUAGAACUCAUAAAAAUGUAUAGUGUAUUUGUCAAUACAAUAAAAAAUAGAUAUUCAUGAAUAUUUGUUUUGUAAAAAAAUUCACAGUUACAAGGUUGUUGAAUUUUGGGAUUUUUCUUUACAUUUGUGCAGUUUUUUUAACAUUGACCAACAGUGGGUUUCAUAGUUUCUUCAACUGGAAUUAUUAUGUACUGUAACUAAAAAACGCCUUUGA
Messenger RNA from Ostrinia furnacalis (Asian corn borer), 3467 nucleotides. RefSeq names its product 1-acyl-sn-glycerol-3-phosphate acyltransferase gamma. Gene Ontology annotation, cellular component: endomembrane system. NCBI's taxonomy places the organism in Eukaryota, Metazoa, Arthropoda, Insecta, Lepidoptera, Crambidae. The transcript has 8 exons. Bases 175 to 1326 code for a protein of 383 amino acids. Gene Ontology annotation, molecular function: 1-acylglycerol-3-phosphate O-acyltransferase activity. The record is from RefSeq and is a predicted model, not a curated record.